This is a messenger RNA of Cryptomeria japonica (Japanese cedar), 3152 nucleotides long. Its product is annotated as putative zinc transporter At3g08650. The transcript has 5 exons. Gene Ontology annotation, biological process: zinc ion transmembrane transport. The record is from RefSeq and is a predicted model, not a curated record. Bases 938 to 2740 code for a protein of 600 amino acids. Gene Ontology annotation, molecular function: zinc ion transmembrane transporter activity. Gene Ontology annotation, cellular component: membrane. Lineage: Eukaryota; Viridiplantae; Streptophyta; Pinopsida; Cupressales; Cupressaceae.
UUCUAAACUUUUACCAGGUUUAAGUUAUGGUUAACGACUCCAGCUGGUGGGUCCCCCGAUCUUGACUAAGUUUUGGUCUGGGUCGCUUAUUUCCAGCAGUGGGUUGAUUUAUAGAGAGGAAUCCCUAGUUUUAAUAGUAUGUCUGGUUUACGGUUUUAAAUGAAAAAACAACAGGAAGAGUGAUUGUGACCCCUCUGAAACUCCGCAUUUGGUUUUUAGAGAAAAGUAGUGUUUCAGGGAUAUCUGUUGGGGUUCUAGGCUUCUUGUAUGCAAUCCUGAUGUAAAAUUAGCAGAGAAGCCAUAUGCACUCAUUUGGCUGAAAAUUUAGGAUAAGGGUACAUUGAUUUAUGAGUUUCUGAUGUGGAUUUUUCUGCAUUGGUGGUUUCUGAGUUAACUGCAGGAUUUGCUUGCGAAAUUUGUGGAGGGUUUGAAUUGGGUAGAAUAUUAGUUUGGUGUUAGGAUUCGACAAACAUUGGUAUGAUUGAAUGUAGGAGUCUUAGUUUGAUGUUUUAUGCUUCAAAAGGUCUGACAAGAUCCAAUUUUUGGCUAUUUUUGGGUUACUGACAAAGUUUGGACCAGUUUUCUAGAGUGGGGAGCAGAAACAAGAAUUCUAGCCAUCUGGGUAUAAGUCAAUUGGAGAAAUUCGGUUGGAAAUAUAUGAAUUUUGUUGUUUUGGGAAGAAAUUAGAAUUAAUGUUAUUCCAGUUUUUUGGGUAUUUCAAGCGUAAGUUGACUGAUAAGUUUUGCUGUUCAACAAUCUCUGGAGACUGGAUUUCCGUCAUAUCGAUUACAUGUUGAUGAAUUAGUCUGGUGGCGGAAUUGGUCGGGCGAUGGAUGGAUGACAGGAAAUAUAAAUUUCCGAAUAUCGAAAGGUCUUGACUUAUGAGAAUUUAUUGGUUACCAUGAUCUUUUGAGGACUGCUUUGACAAUUUCACAUAAUGGUCCGAAUUCUUAAUACAAUUGGGGUGUGUUGGUUACUGCUGUUGGUCGGUUUACAUGGCUCUGCAUCUGCUGAUUCUAAGUCCAAUGACUUUGGAAUAAGGCAGCUCCCUGAAACUGAAGUAUCCAAUCAACUUGUUACAGAACCCAACAUUGGUGGAUCGAAGACAGAGGUUUAUUCUGACCAGAAAAACGAGCUUCAGGGAGGCAAGAAGGAUGUGGAGAGAAGGGUGGCAGUAUCUACUGUGGCCUUGUGUACACUGGCAAUGGCAGCUGCGACAGGCUUAGGAGCUUUGCCUUUUUUCUUUGUGGAUUUGGAGGCACAAUGGGCUGGAAUAUGCAACGGGCUUGCAGCGGGGGUUAUGUUGGCAGCAAGCUUUGACCUUGUGCAAGAAGGGCAGAAAUAUGGAGGGGGAAGCUGGGUUGUAUUUGGCAUUUUGGCAGGAGGGAUUUUCAUUUUAUUAUGUCAAAAGUAUCUUGAGCGAUUUGGUGAAGUUAGCAUGCUGGACAUAAAAGGUGCUGAUGCCCGAAAAAUUGUGUUGGUUGUUGGAAUAAUGACUCUUCAUUCAUUUGGAGAAGGUUCUGGUGUUGGGGUCUCCUUUGCUGGUUAUAAGGGACUAUCACAAGGCAUUUUGGUAACCAUAGCCAUUGCUGUACAUAACAUUCCAGAAGGCUUAGCUGUUAGUAUGGUUCUAUCUUCGCGGGGUGUUUCUCCACGUCAUGCAAUGAUUUGGAGUGUAAUUACAUCUUUGCCUCAGCCUUUGGUAGCUGUUCCAGCAUACCUCUGUGCAGAAUCUUUCCACAAGUUCUUGCCAUUCUGCACAGGUUUUGCCGCAGGAUGUAUGAUAUGGAUGGUAAUGGCAGAAGUUGUGCCUGAUAGCUUUAAGGAAGCAUCUCCAUCACAAGUUGCAUCAGCUGCUACACUGGCAGUAGCAUUUAUGGAGACACUGAGUGCAGUCCUUGAGUCUGUUGAACAAGGACAAAGUAGUUGGGACAAUAUGUCAGGCUUCUUGGUUUCACUUCUUUUUGGCCUCGGACCUUUCCUUGGAGGUCUCAUUCUUGUAAUUUUUGCAACUGCGGUCAAGAUGCAACAUUCUUUUCUUACUGGAAUAGCUUCAGGCAUAGCUAUUGUUCUAGCAGCAUGGAGACCGUUGCAACUAUGUAUGGCAGGCAAAAUGGGUAUAUUAUAUGAUGUAAGUUUGCUGGGUGGAGGUGCUCUUUUCUUUUAUGUGAUAAGCAUCAUGGCAGAUUCAAAAUUUUCUCAAAGAAGAGCUGGUGGAAGUGACACCAUUCAGAUGACAAGAUUCGUAAGUCCCCUUGCCUUGAAGGCUUUUUUAGCUUCUGGAGCAGUGGCUCUACAUGCAUUUGCAGAAGGGCUUGCUUUGGGUGUUGCUGCACCUAAAGCUUAUGGCAUGGGCAGACAUAUGAUGCUACCUGUCUCUCUGCAUGGACUUCCAAGAGGUGCUGCUGUAGCCAGCUGUAUAUAUGGUGCAACUGAUAGCUGGCGUGGUGCUCUUUUUGCUGCAGCCUUUACUGGGUUUGCUGGUCCAGUUGCUGCAAUUGGAGCUAUUUUGGCAGGGAUUGAUUACACAGGGCUUGACACAUGGAUGGUUUUUGCAUGUGGUGCUCUGCUUCCUGCAUUUGGAGGCAAUCUUCUCCUUCGCUUCUAUAAGUUAAGUUCAAAGCAUGCAUCAUAUGGGUUGGUAAUGGGUAUGGCAUUUGCAUUCAUAUGCCUUACUAGCACAAGACUGGUUUGUUUGCAUACUCCAUAUUGUAAUUCAGCUCCUGAAGCUGUAACAUAACAGCAUAUGCUAGUUAUUUCGUAGACAAAAUAGAUUUUUUCCUGUUUUAUAAUGAAGUAUUGUUGGUCUAGUAAGGCCCUAGGAUAGCUCAUUCUUCUGAUGUCUGAUGGCACUGAGUGGAACUGAGUUUUGACAAAUGAUGUUCCAAUCCACUUUUUUCAAGUCAAUUAUAUUUCAGGCAAAUUCCAUGACAACUGCAAUGAGGCCAAGUGAAAUGUUUUCUUCUGCAAAUGUCUUCGUAUUGAACUAUCAGGAGGAGAUAUCAAAUGACUUCGGAAUUUGGGUUGGUGGUUUACAAAAACCACAAUCAAAAUUAAAAAUGUAGGAUGUAAAUUUAUUUAGACAAAAUCGUCUACUAAUUCAGAAAGUGAUCACGUCUUUGUUCUAAUUAGAAAUUGGGGCGUUUUCCUUA